Molecule: messenger RNA, 1977 nt
Organism: Suillus discolor
Lineage: Eukaryota; Fungi; Basidiomycota; Agaricomycetes; Boletales; Suillaceae
Exons: 3
Coding region: 160-1833 (557 amino acids)
Source: RefSeq, a predicted model, not a curated record
GUCCAACGAUACCGUAAUCGUGCCUACACUAUUUAGUUCCGUGUUAUCUCUCGUAUCGGCACCUGUACUUUGUCCCAUUCCAUAACUUGCUCGUCCAAAAUCCAGAGAGGUUCGUGCACGCAUAUUUCCUCCAGCUCAUGAUCGUAGUGGUCAGAAAGUAUGGCAAAGGAGCAUCAGCCUGCGAUGCAGGGCAGGCCUGGAAAGGACUCAAAACAGUACACUAAUCACCCCGUACCUCCGAAUCGCGGCGUCGACAGGGGUCCUACCGGAUCUACUAUGGGAGUAGGGUCAACGUCAAAUCCAAAUUUUGAGCGCCCAAAACCUGUACUCACCGUCGCUGAACGAGAGCGCAUGGCUAGACAGCAAUUCGCUAUGAAUGGCCUCAGGCAAGAAAGGCAGCACACUCAAAUUGAGGGCAUUUUCAUACCUAAAGAGGAUGGCCAGGCGUCUCAUUACUUCAACGCUACCCAUCAUGGGGGCACAGCGGGUGCUGAUCCUUCAUAUCACGUACCACAGCCCAUCGCUUCCAGCAGGGACCGCGAUCGUAUUCCGGCUUUAGAUCAGGAGCGAGACAGACACAGGUUACAUGCCAACAUUGAUCCUCCAUCCUAUAACCCAGCCUUAUCUUCAUCAACGACAUAUGGCCCAGGUUAUGCAGCCCCCGCCAAUAUGCACCCAGUCUCUGCUAUUACCGCUGCCAUGAAAUCAUUUUCGUUUGACGAUAGCGGUGAGCAGUCCAGCUCGAAUCCCAAAGGCCGGAAUGGUCCAUCACGUCCGCAAGAUCCGUACACACACCCCGGUGUGCCACCACCUAUUAUUAGACCUGCCAUCACUAAGAAAUCGGUCUCGUUAGACAGCGGCGUUCAAUCUAGCAUGAGUCUUAAUCGUCCGUCUCACAUCCAGGAUUCACAUGCACGCUACGGCGGACCCCCACCGUCCAGCAGUAGACCUAUCAUUGCCCAGAAGUCGGCCUCAUUCGAUAGUAGCGGCUUUCGGCCCAGCUCUAGUCGCGAAGACUGGACUGGUCCGCCGCGCUUGCCGUACGAAACCCGCCAUGAGUCCCCAUACUACCAAGAGACACCAAAGGAGGUCUCGCAGAAUCGGCAGUCGUCUAACAGGCUCGAUUCUCAACACCCCUUGCUAAACACUACGAGCGGGAACCAUUACUAUCCCGUUCGGCCUACCAAUACACAUAAUGAGGUAUCUGAGGGCGAGUAUCAUCAAACACUCAACCGAUCAUGGAAUGAAAUACAGCGCAACGAACUCGAGAUGAGAAGAAUGCAAGAUGAGGAAACCAAACGCAAAGAAGACGAAAUCAAGCGGAAGGCUAUGCUUGCGAAGAAGAAGGAAGACGAAGUCAAGAUGGGGGAAGGGCAGGCCCAGAGAAGGGAAGGGCCCACAAGGCAUGCGGAGAACUCAACAAGGGGGUAUGGUGUGGAAGAAAGACGUCCAGCACAAGAUCCCGCGUUGUACCGGGAGGCGACGACACAAAGGGAAGGUAACUUGAGACGCAUGGAGGAAGGUAGGUUCAAAGGAGAGAUGGCGCGCGCUACAGAGGAAGAGAACCAGAGGAAGGAGGAAGAACGCGUACCAUGGAAAGAGGAAGUUCAUUUACUGGAGGAUCUUACCAAACAAGUCCAGGGGAGACCGCCCUACCCCACUGCUUUCGGAGGUUUUGGAGACAUCUGGAGAUGUUUUUUGGUCAAGCCCAGCAGGCCCAGUGAGGUGGUGGCAGUGAAGACCAUUCGCGCGUUCCAGGCGGACAACGAGGAAGAGAAGCGAAAGAAGGCGAAUGUAAUGUUUCUAUUCCAUCCAUGUCAAUCUUUCGGAUGAUAACUCGGCUUAGAGACUACGUCGUGAACUGAAAGUUUGGGGGCGUCUCAAACAUGGCAACAUUCUUCCACUCUGGGGGGUAGUAAAUGACUUUGGGCCCUACUACCCUGCAAUGGUUUGCCCGUGGGCUGAUCAUGGAGCUCU